This is a messenger RNA of Salvelinus fontinalis (brook trout), 2035 nucleotides long. Its product is annotated as obscurin-like. Lineage: Eukaryota; Metazoa; Chordata; Actinopteri; Salmoniformes; Salmonidae. Gene Ontology annotation, biological process: T cell activation; interleukin-15-mediated signaling pathway; positive regulation of ERK1 and ERK2 cascade. Bases 331 to 1773 code for a protein of 480 amino acids. Gene Ontology annotation, cellular component: external side of plasma membrane; membrane raft. Gene Ontology annotation, molecular function: MHC class II protein binding; protein tyrosine kinase binding. The record is from RefSeq and is a predicted model, not a curated record. The transcript has 8 exons.
AAGAGAAUCCGUGGGAGGGAGCAUGUAGGAUUCCCUGUUUGUGUGGCUGACAGUUUCCAUGUUGCGUCAGUGAGACUGACACAAACCGCAUCAAAGACCGCCUCGUUGCACAUGUCACAUGACCAGGAGAGGGACUACCUGCUUAGACACCUCCCUCUUCCCACAACUGACACCUACAGGCCUUUAUAUACCCAGCCCCAAUUGACAGAAACACACACAACAGCAGAGAGAUCAAAGAGGGACCCAGAGAGAAAAUACUAAGCUAGGUUUGCAACAACAAUCUGUUGAUCAAAACUUCAGAAGAAAGGAAAAAAGAGAAAAGAAGAGACCAUGUGGCUGUUCCUCCUCUUGGGAACAUCCCUGUUAGUGACAGGGGGUCGGUGUCAGUGUCUGUCUGAGUAUACUGAGAUGUUCGCAGAGGCAGGGUCCCAGGCAGUGUUACCCUGCAUGUGUCGCCCUCCCUCCACCUCUGCAGCCGUCGUUCUCUGGAGCAAGGACCUUAAGGGGACGGUGUGGAGAAAGGGAAAGAGUGGACUGGAGCACUGGGGAAUAGGAGCUGCCCAGCGUGUUCGAUGCCCCCAUUCAGAGGUUGGAGCUGGUGACUACAGCCUGUACAUAAAGGAGGUGAGGGAGGGGGACAGCGGAAAUUACACCUGCAUGGUGCAGGAUGGCGAGAAAAACCUCUCUAAGAGGAUCCUCCUCAGGGUCAUCAAAGUAUCCAUCUCCCCACCUGCUCCAGUGGAGGGCAACAAAAUGACGAUCACUUGCAGUGUCACUCCAUGGCCACGGAAGGCGACAGUGAGCUGGAUGCUCAACGAGAAGCGAGUUUACCCUGACAGUGCAGAUUAUGUCAUUUCAAAGAACCAGGCGAGUGUUUUGGAGAGCAAAGCAUCUGCAAGCAUGAUGGGUAACUGGAGCUGUGUAGUGCAUAAAGGGAGGAAACCAGGGAAGGCCACCACGGCCCUGACAGUGAGAGGUAUCGUUAACCCCUCCAGUGCCAGUGCCAAGGUGUAUGCUGAGGUGGGGUCUGCUGUCACCCUCCCCUGUGUGUUCUCCACUGGACUCACCCCGUCAGACACAGUCUGGGAGAGACUGGACACCUCUGGCUCUGCUCUCCCACUCCCACCCUCCUUCAACCUGUCCUCCCUGCUAUCCCUCUCUCCCUGGGACAGGUCUGUGGGUGUGGGGCAAGUGGGGCAGGGGGACGGGGGCAGGUACAGGUGCUCAGGGACAGUGGAGGGGUGCCGGGUAACCAGGGAGAUGCAGCUGGUGACUGCCCAAGUGCUCAGCAACUCACCGUCUACCCAGAAGGCCCCAGUCUCACUGACCUGUCACCUCAGCGAUGCCAGCGAGGUCAUUGAAUAUGAGUGGGUACAAGUGACCUAUGACCUCAAUGGCACCCAAUCAGAGAGCUCCGUCCAGAAAGGGAGGGUCCUGGGAAUCAACAAAGUGACAGACAGGAACUCUGGCGAAUGGGCUUGUCGAUUCCACGGGAAAGAAGGAGCUCUGGGGAGCGUGACAUACCACCUACAUCUGAUGAGUGGUCUGAUGGGAGAUAAUGAGACAGGUUCUUCCAGUAAUGUUGCCGUGGUAGCCGGCCUGGGUUUCUUCCUCUUGGUGCUGCUGUUGGUCUUGGUGCAGAUGUACAGGAACUAUCGGAGGCGCAAGCUGAUCCUGCUGUACCCUGCCCUGGAGACCAUUGUUCACACCAUUGCUAACGAGAGAGAGGACAGAGAGAGGAACAGAGUGAAAGAAGAUGAGAUCUCCAAAUAGAGGAGACUGCAAUAUGACAUUUGAAAUCAUUUGACAUGUCUACGAUCCAUUGGGAGAUUAUGUGGUAUUUGUACAUAUUAAUUCAGUGCAGACAAUUGUAGCAGUUUCUUUCCUACUUUCACCAAAAAAUGUGAUUAAUCUUUUACUUGAAAUGUGAUUGAUUUUGUAUAUGUUUGCCUUAUUUUUCACUACCGGCACCUUAACCACCUAUAAGACUUUUGUAAUAUAAUGAAUCCCUGAGAAUACAAUUAUCUAAACACUU